This is a messenger RNA of Blastomyces gilchristii SLH14081, 417 nucleotides long. RefSeq lists its product as uncharacterized. The record is from RefSeq and is a predicted model, not a curated record. Bases 7 to 417 code for a protein of 136 amino acids. NCBI's taxonomy places the organism in Eukaryota, Fungi, Ascomycota, Eurotiomycetes, Onygenales, Ajellomycetaceae. The transcript has a single exon.
CCGGGGAUGGGCCAGAUUGGGAAGGGCGGUACGAGGGUGGGACUUGGCGUUGGUGUUUUGGAACAUCAAAGAUGGACAGGGUUUUCGCGGAGGUCGCUCCUCAGAUAUCUCCACAACUACAGAUCGGGGAUCUUCCAAAAUCGAGAAGAUUGGUGCAUACGGCUAGGUCUCUUCACCUUACAAUUUGUAUGGCAAUUUGGCCCGGGGUUGUGGUGUGGUAGGGGAGAAUGGGGGAUAAUCCCACGCAGGAGUUCCGAACGACGUCUGGUUCACGUUUGGCUGGAUAACUCCACCACCACACGGGGUAUGCGGUCGGCGAUGGGGUCAAAAUGCUCGUAUGAUCGAGGGCUUUUCGAUGGAUCUAUCGGCGGGUUCUUAUUCGAAAAAUCGAGCGAGUUCGUGGUUGAAAGUGAUUGA